Caenorhabditis elegans is the source of this 852-nucleotide messenger RNA. RefSeq names its product Seven TM Receptor (gene Y37H2C.4). The transcript is spliced from 6 exons. Gene Ontology annotation, biological process: detection of chemical stimulus involved in sensory perception of smell. Lineage: Eukaryota; Metazoa; Nematoda; Chromadorea; Rhabditida; Rhabditidae. The coding region runs from base 1 to 852 and encodes 283 amino acids. The record is from RefSeq and is marked reviewed.
AUGUUAGGCACAUGUCUAUUUGAGCUGGCCUACGCGUCGUUGGAUAUUUUCGUAGAACCAUCAGUUCGUACAUUCCAAUCAUCUUGUUAUCUGGUUCAAGAUUUGAACAAGUCUAGGUUCGGUCACGAUAUUACAUUGGUCUUAUUGACAGUCUACAGUUCAUGCUACGGCUCGUCAAUGUCAGUUUUCGCGUGCCACUUCAUUUAUCGUUAUGGUGCAGUAAACAUAAAUUUCAUGCAAAAGUAUAUAUCUGGUGUAAAACAAGGCUUUCUUUACUUGGCUCCAAUUCUCACGGGCUUGAUUUGGGGCUCAAUGUGCUGGUUUACAUUGGGAGAGUCUUCACCGAAAGUAUAUUUCCAAGAAGUGUUCAAUUUAAAAAUUGAAGAAUGUGCGUAUCUUGCAUUUCACUUUUGGCCUGUUAAUAGUGACGGUGAAACUCGCCCUGAUCUAAUGUCAUUUUCGUGUGCUGGUGUGAUGUUUCUAAUACUUGGGUCUUCAUUUGCUAGUGUAAUUUAUUUCGCCAUCAGGUGCUAUCAAUACAUAUCAAACCAGCUUGGAACCCUACCAACACAGUCACAAGCUCUCAAGUCACUUCAAGUUCAACUCUUCUACUCUCUAAUCUUGCAAUCCGCAAUUCCAUCUUUUUUAAUGUAUUUACCUGCUACCAUCGUCUACAUUGUUCCAAUGCUGAACUUUGGCUACAACGUGGAGUUUCCGCUUCUUUCGGUUACUAUUGCAAUCUACCCGGCAAUUGAUCCACUUCCAACGAUGUUUAUAAUUACGACCUAUAGAAGGGGGUUGAUUGACAUGCUUCGUUGUCGGAAGAAGAAUAACAUUGCAGCUAGUUCUUAA